Messenger RNA from Thecamonas trahens ATCC 50062, 1736 nucleotides. RefSeq names its product rRNA-processing protein FCF2. Gene Ontology annotation, cellular component: nucleolus. Gene Ontology annotation, biological process: RNA processing. Bases 353 to 1585 code for a protein of 410 amino acids. The record is from RefSeq and is a predicted model, not a curated record. Gene Ontology annotation, molecular function: RNA binding. Lineage: Eukaryota; Apusomonadida; Apusomonadidae. The transcript has a single exon.
GGGGGGGGGAGGUCGGGGGUGAUGCGGCACAAGGCUGAAUGACAGCUGAGAUCUGUGCUUGCAUUGCGGGCACGCCAUGUGCACAUUGUUCGUAGUGGGAAGGAUGGGCGAGGGGCAUGGGUGGGUACCCCAGCCUUGGUCUUGUGCCCUGCCUCGCUUUGUGCCAGGCAUGCUCUGGGCGGUGCACCGGCCACCACUCUCUUCCGACCUCGCAUAUGUGCCAUGCUAUUACCACUCGCUGCACGCGCGUGACCUGACGAAUGCGUGACUUUCGAAGCACGGCCACCAAGGCCUGGCCUGCUCGCACACUAAUCGGCUGCUGCUCCUCACUGUCGCAUCCACAAUCCAACAAAUGAUGGCGGUGGUGCCGCUGCUGCCGAGCGGUGACGCUCACCGAACUCUUGCCCAAUCGAUGCCUCACGGGGCCGCGCCCGGGUCCAGGCAUACAGAUCGGACCAUGUUGCGCACGACUAGAAGCCAUGUGGCCCACGCAUGCUAUCCAAGACUUGGGCCAUCAAAUCCCAUCGGAUGGGGAGGUAGGUCCCUUGCUCCGGGCGAUCGAGGCCGCCAUUUGCUCGUGAAUCAAUGGGUGCGUUCGAAUCGACAGUCAAAGAUGGCAUCCCCCCCAUCCCUCCCUCCCCUCGUGGCCGCCACACCCACCACCGCACUCGAGACAGUCAUGGUGGCAACCCGGCGACGCGGACGCAAGGGUUCGAAGAAGAGCAGCGAGGACGAGGCGGGACCGGUGGACCUGUCGCCGGCAGUGGCGGCGUUCGAGGCUGCGCUGCUGAAGCGGUUCGCGGCAAGCGGUGGCGAGGAUGGCCGGCGCGGCGAGGGCUCGGUGAGCGACGAGGAUGACGACGGCGAGGUGGUGAUGAUGAGCCUGGAGACCAAGGAUGAGGCGCGAGUGCGCAAGGUGGCGGAGAUGAUCCAGGCGCGGCGGCCGAUCCGGCUUGCGUGUGCGCUCGAUUCGGCGUUCCGGAGCGGCCCGCGGUGGCGCAACGCCCGCAGGUGGGCCAGCCACCGCCAGGCGGCCGAGUCUCACCGGAUGGCGGAGCUUGAGGCGGCGAUUGUGGUUGGCCCAACGCUCGAGGCCGAGCGCAAGGCGCCGCAUCCGAAGGCGCACAAGGAGGAGCGCCGCAAGUUCAAGGAGCACUCGGCCAAGUACGCGUCCAAGGACUGGUUCAACAUGCCGGCGCCCGAGCUCACCGCCGAAGUCAAGCGCCAGCUCGACGUGGUCCGGCUGCGGGCGUACACCGACCCCAAGCGAUUCUACCGCAACAUCCAUGGCGACUCGAUCAAUCGCAAGAACCACAAGUACCCCAAGCACUUUCAGUUUGGCACCGUCAUCGAGUCUAAGAAGGACUUUUACUCGGCCCGCAUCGCCAAGAAGGAUCGUGGCAAGGACCUUGUCGACGAGCUGCUCAAAGACGAGAAGGUUGCCGCCUACACCGCCCGUAUUGUCCGUGACAAGUCGGCUGCAGGCAUGGUCGGCCGCUACGAGGGCAAACGCCGCAAGCGCAAGAACCGGACCAAGGCCUUUGCCGAGCGCCGCCAGAAGCGCCAGAAGCAGGGUCGCGCCUAGCCGCGCAAGCCCGGCGAGCUGCACAGCCUAGCCUCUGUCUCAGUUAGCUCGCUUUACUCUGUCUUGCCCAUGCGCUACUUGGCCUUACUUGAACGAGAACCUCACCUUGACCAGGUAGCGGAUGAUGACUUGCGACUCGUCGUAGACAACA